Hyla sarda is the source of this 1029-nucleotide messenger RNA. Its product is annotated as cytochrome c oxidase assembly factor 6 homolog. Gene Ontology annotation, biological process: respiratory chain complex IV assembly. The coding region runs from base 230 to 469 and encodes 79 amino acids. Gene Ontology annotation, cellular component: respiratory chain complex IV; mitochondrion. The transcript has 3 exons. Lineage: Eukaryota; Metazoa; Chordata; Amphibia; Anura; Hylidae. The record is from RefSeq and is a predicted model, not a curated record.
UUUAGGUGACCUUCUUCCUUGUGACCUUAGUGAAGUCAUUGGAGUCUCGUAUGACCUAUUAGAGCCAUGAAGCUGCUGGCUCCCCCGAAAUAGUGUGUGAUUACAUCUGAUUGUCACUGACCUUAGUUCUGCUAUAGUGGCACCCUGCCUGCACUUCAAGGGAUUGUCCAUAUUUGGGGCAUUUUGCAAGUCCUUGACACCAAACAGGAGAGUGAAGAGCAGGUUCACAAUGUCUGCGCCCUCCGCCCAGGAGAGAAAAGCAUGCUGGGACUCCAGGGACACCUACUGGCAAUGUCUGGAGGACAAUAAGGAGGAGGCCGCCAAGUGUCAGCGGGCACGCCAAAGCUUCGAGAGCCUCUGUCCCCGGCAAUGGAUCAAGUACUUCGAUAAGAGAAGAGAUUACCUCAAAUUCAAGGAACAAAUGGAGAACAGAGGAUUCGAACCCGCAAAACCCACAGCGACCACGUAGUGCCGGCCGCCGCCACAUCUCAGAUAUAGGGAUAUUUUAAUUAUUCUAUCAGAGCCUUAAAGGGGUACUCCGCCCCUAGACAUCUUAUCUGGUAUGAUCGCGGGGGUCCCGCAGCUGGGACCCCCGCGAUCUCUGUGCAGACGCGCCGUUCGUUCAGAACACUAGGUGGGGGCAGCAUGGGUCGUGACGUCACGGCCACGCCCCCUCAUCACGUCACACCCCCUCAAUGCAAGUCUAUGGGAGGGGGCGUGGCGGUAGCCACACACCCUCCCAUAGACUUGCAUUGAGGGGGCGUGGCCGUGACGUCACAACCCCCCAUGGUCCACUCCAAGCGUUCGGAAGAAAAUGUUCCGAAUGCUGGUGCAGCGGAGUACCCCUUUAAUCGCCAUAAACCAGCCGGACCCUCCUCUCUACAUCUCUCCGGAUUCGCCAUUUUCUACAAUUUCCAUAAUUUUUUUUGGAAUAACCCUGAGUGACGAUGUUGUUGACUCUCCCCAGAAGGGGGCGCUCUCCCUGUUUUUGUAUAUAUGCAGUAAGGGAAUAAAUAGAAUUUGCCGCUC